Messenger RNA from Exophiala dermatitidis NIH/UT8656, 765 nucleotides. Its product is annotated as enoyl-CoA hydratase. Gene Ontology annotation, molecular function: enoyl-CoA hydratase activity. Gene Ontology annotation, biological process: fatty acid beta-oxidation. Lineage: Eukaryota; Fungi; Ascomycota; Eurotiomycetes; Chaetothyriales; Herpotrichiellaceae. The record is from RefSeq and is a predicted model, not a curated record. The transcript is spliced from 2 exons. The coding region runs from base 1 to 765 and encodes 254 amino acids. Gene Ontology annotation, cellular component: mitochondrion.
AUGCUAACAUCUUCUUCUCGUCCCUCCCAAACAGUCACAUUGAACCGCCCAAAAGCACUAAACGCGCUAUCGAGCGCACUCUUCGCCGAGCUCAACGAUGCGCUCAAGAAAUACGACGAUGACAAGGAGAUUGGCGCCAUCGUGCUGACGGGAAGCGACAAGGCAUUUGCAGCCGGCGCCGACAUCAAAGAGAUGGCCCCCCUCACAUUCUCCGACGCCUACGCCAACAACUUCAUCGCGCCCUGGUCAUUCAUGACGACGAUCCGCAAACCCAUCAUUGCCGCGGUCUCUGGCCACGCAUUAGGAGGUGGCUGCGAACUAGCAAUGAUGUGCGACAUCCUCUACUGCACCAAGACGGCUAACUUUGGGCAACCCGAAAUCAAGUUGGGGACCAUCCCGGGCGCCGGCGGGUCUCAACGCUUGACGGCGGCACUUGGCAAGAGUAAAGCCAUGGAACUGAUUCUGACGGGCAACAAUUUCAGCGGCGAGGAGGCCGAGAAGCAUGGACUUGCCGCUCGCGCCUUUGACGGUGGAAACAAGGAAGUUCUGGAUGGUGCAUUGGACACGGCCGCCAAGAUCGCCAGUUACUCGCGCAUCGCUGUGGUUGCGGCCAAGGAGGUCGUCAAUAAGAGUCAGGAUCUGGGCGUUCGCGAGGGUGUCGAGUACGAGCGCCGUAUCUUCCAUGCUCUGUUCGGCAGCAAUGAUCAAAAGGUCGGUAUGAAGGCGUUCGCCGAAAAGAAGAAGCCCGAGUGGACUCACUCGUGA